AUGGUUUCUAAUUUUCUGAUUACAAGAUUCACUGCAACUGCAUCAUCAUUCACACACUACAACAUUAAUAAGGGUACCCUACUUCCAUUGAGUUGUCUUCUGCAUCACAAACACAAUGCUUUCCUUUUAUUCCUCAACUCGUUCGCUUCAUCCACCUCUUCUGAUUCUGAAUCAGAUCAACACUACCGUAAAGGUGACACGUUUACAGUGUCUUACCUCGUAAACUCAUGUGGGGUGUCCACAGAAUUGGCUACGAAACUCUCCAAAAAAGUGCAUUUGAAAAACUCAUAUGGCCCAAAUGCUGUUCUUGAUCUUUUCAAGACCUAUGGGUUCUCCGAAACCCAUGUUGCCAAACUUGUGGCUAAAUGUCCAAAGGUGCUGGCUGCAAAGGCAGAGAAAACCCUUUUGCCUAAACUCAAGUUCUUUCAUUCCAUUGGUGUUUCCAACAUUGACAUGCCUAGGGUCAUAAUUGGUAACUACACUAUCCUGGGCAGAAACUUGGAGAAGUGCAUCAUCCCACGUCAUGAGGUACUUAGAAGCGUAGUUCGCGAUGAUGAGGAAGUUGUUAAAGUUUUGAGAAAAGGCCCAUAUUCCUUUACAUAUUUUGUCACAAAGAGUGGUUUCGUUCGAAACAUUGAGGUUUUGAGGCAACGUGGGGUGCCACAAGCUUCCAUUUCUCUCCUUGUGAUCCAUUUUACCUUUGCCUCGAAUGCGAAGCAUUCCAAAUUUGUGGAAGCUAUCAAGAUAGUUGAGGAAAUUGGGUUUGAUCCUUUGAAAACAGCUUUUGUCCAAGCUGUCCAUGUGCUUUUAACUCUGAGUAGAGCGACAUGGGAGUCGAGAUUUGAGGUUUAUGAGAGGUGGGGCUGGGACCGCGAAAUGGCAUUUGGAGCGUUUAGAAAGUUUCCCAAUUUUAUGAUUUUGUCGGAGAAGAUGUUUACAAAAAAAAUGAAUUUUCUAGUGAAGGAUAUGGGUUUGUCAUCAGAAUAUAUUGUUGAAUAUCCUCAAGUUGUAGCCUACAGCUUGGAGAAGAGGAUUAUACCUAGAAUCUCAGUCAUAAAAAUCAUGAAAUCAGAUGAUUUUCUUGAAAAUAGUUUUCACUUUGGUUCCUUUAUAUGCAUAACUGAGGAAAACUUCUUGGAGAAAUUUGUCAUCAACUUUCAGAAAGAGUUGCCUCCCUUACCAGAUGCCUGCAGAAAUUUGAUCAAUCGUAAGAAUGUUAUGUAA
Abrus precatorius (Indian licorice) is the source of this 1224-nucleotide messenger RNA. RefSeq names its product transcription termination factor MTERF2, chloroplastic-like. Lineage: Eukaryota; Viridiplantae; Streptophyta; Magnoliopsida; Fabales; Fabaceae. The record is from RefSeq and is a predicted model, not a curated record. Gene Ontology annotation, biological process: chloroplast organization; regulation of DNA-templated transcription. The transcript is spliced from 3 exons. Bases 1 to 1224 code for a protein of 407 amino acids. Gene Ontology annotation, cellular component: chloroplast. Gene Ontology annotation, molecular function: double-stranded DNA binding.